GAAGUCGCCAUGCGCAAUCUACGGACUGUCCGGAACACCGUCCGCAAGUUCCCAGAGGAUAGCCUUCCCUUGACGGCGACCGCAUGGGAUACGGCAACCGACUCGCUAAUCUGCACAUUUGGACCAUCCGAGUCAAGUGCUGUCAUCGAACUCAAACGCCUCGUUGAAGGAGGCAGCAAUUCUGAGGAUGCCUUCUCCACCAUUGCUUCGUGGGAUGCACCUUGUCCUCUCCCGGAUCUGGCCUGCGACAAGGUUCUGAGCCUGCAGUAUUUCCCGGACACCUUGACAUCAUGCCUCAUCCUUGCCGGUGGCGAUAUCGUGAUUGUCAGAGAGGAGCCGUUGCCGGGAGAGGACCUCAUUGAGAUUGUUGGCUCCGUCGAUGCGGGCAUUUCAGCAGCGGCGUGGUCGCCGGACGAAGAGCUUCUGGCGAUCAGCACCCGUGCCAACACCCUGCUUUACAUGACCCGGGAGUUUGAGAAUGUCACAAGCAUCACUCUUACUCCUGAAGAUAUCAAGGCCUCCAAUCAUGUUUCAGUUGGAUGGGGUAAGAGAGAAACGCAGUUUCAAGGGAAAAGAGCCAAGGCACUCCGGGAUCCUACUGUACCGGAGAAAGUUGAUGAAGGUCUUUUAAGCUCUCUCGAUGAUGCUAAGGUCACUAUCACUUGGAGAGGCGACGGUGCUUAUCUGGCAGUGAACUCUAUUGAGGGCGAGAAGCGCCGCAUGAUCCGAGUCUAUUCAAGAGAAGGAGUGUUGGACAGUGUAAGCGAGCCCGUGGAUUAUCUCGAGGGUGCCUUGAGCUGGCGACCUGCCGGAAACCUCAUUGCAGGAAUCCAACGCUUGGAUGACCGUAUUGAUGUUGUCUUUUUCGAGCGCAAUGGCCUUCGUCAUGGACAGUUCAGUCUGCGUUUGACCCCCGAGGAGAUGGCAGCGUGGGGAAGUAACAUAAGCCUUGCAUGGAACAGCGAUUCGACUGUACUUGCUGUAUCCUUCAAAGACCGUGUACAGCUCUGGACGAUGGGUAAUUAUCACUAUUACCUAAAGCAGGAGAUCAGCUGCACCAAUGAUCAAAUUGCGAGCUCUCCCGUCGAAGCCAGAUGGAACCCUGAGAAGGCAUUGCGCCUUUCUGUGGCUUGCCCUAAUAUAUCCGAGAACCUCGAGUUUGUCUUUUCUGUCGCGAGUUGUUCGAGCGUGCAACCUCAUGACUUUGGCACUGUUGCUGUUGUCGACGGCAGGGCACUCAAGGUGACACCGUUGAGACUCACUAAUAUACCGCCGCCCAUGUCUCGGCAUGAAGUGUGCUUGGAGAGCAAUGCUAUUGAUGUAGCUACCAACGCAUCCAGCACACGUAUUGCUGUCUUGCACGAUAACGAGGUUUCUCUCUACAGCUAUAACAUUUCCGAGAAAUUCCCGGCGGAUCCCGUCAUGGAGAAACGUGAGCCUUUGCAAGUUCCCGGCGCCCGACCUCGCCAGAUUGCCUUCCGGGGUGAGUCGGAAAUAUUCGUUCUCUUGGAUGAAGAAGACACGGGAGAGAGCGUGCUUUGCCACAAAGAGCUUGAGCAACCAGAGUUCUCCAUCUUACCUUUGUCGCGCCGGGCACAAAGUCUUGUCACGUCUGUCGACUACAAUAAAGUAUGCAUUCAAUAUGCAGACGCGUCCGUGGCCCCGAUAUCGCAGGAUGCCUCUGUGGAGGAGACGUCAAUUUGCAAAUUCCCUACCAGGGUUGCAUGGGCUGAAGUGGUGCACCAUGCUGAGGAGGAUAUUGCUGUUGGGCUAACUAGCAACGGUACUUUGUACGCCAAUGGAAGACUGCUUGCAAAGAGCUGCACGUCCUUCCGAGUUACUCUUGCUCAUAUCAUCUUCACAACCACCCAGCAUCUUCUCAAGUUUGUACACUUGGCCCCAGUUGACGAACUCGAGGUCCCACUUGAUGAGCCGGAAAGAGACGAAAGGUGCCGUGCAAUUGAAAGAGGUGCUCGCUUAGUUACUGUUAUGCCAUCAUCGUUCUCGGUGGUGCUGCAGAUGCCGAGAGGUAACUUGGAGACAAUCUUUCCCCGGGCAAUGGUCGUUGCGGGCAUUCGAAAGAACAUUGCAGACAAAAAGUACAAGGCUGCAUUCAUGGCCUGCCGUAACCAGCGUGUGGAUAUGAACAUUAUUCACGACCACAUGCCAGAGCAGUUCAUGGCCAGUAUUCAGCUUUUCAUUGAUCAGCUGAAGAAGGCGGCACACAUUGACUUGUUCCUUUCCCAACUCAGGAAUGAGGACGUCACGCAGACCAUGUACAAGGAAACCGUCAAAAACACGGUAGCAGGAACUGCAACUGCUACAGCUGCGCAUGCCAGCGGGACUGUGGCAUCUUCCUCUUCUUUUGACGUAUCUACCAAGGUUAACCGCAUAUGUGGCGGUUUCUUAGAGGUCCUGCACAAACGGACAGAGGCGAAUUUGCAGAACAUCGUCACGGCUCAUGUCUGCAAAUCCCCGCCAGAUCUCGAGGGCGGCUUACAGGUUGUUGCUAAGGCCAAGGCGCAAGAUGAUGGCCUUGCAGAAAAAGCUGCAGAGCACAUUUGCUUCCUUGCCGAUGUCAACCAACUUUAUGACACUGCACUUGGUCUGUACAACCUUGAGGUUGCGUUGCUCGUUGCCCAGCAAUCGCAAAAGGAUCCCAGAGAGUACUUGCCGUAUGUCCAGGGGCUCGGAGAGAUGUCUCAACUUCGGCGCCAGUUCACAAUCGAUGACAACCUCGGUCGCCGCUCAAAGGCUCUCAAACAUUUGCAUGAGUUGGAUACCUUCGAUGAGCUUAACUUAUACACCGAGAAGCAUGAAUUGUACAGCGAUGCCAUCGCCCUGCACAAAUACCAGCCGGAACGUCUUAGGGAAACCAUGGCACUAUAUGCCGCUUACCUCAACAGCCGCAACCGAUUCCGCGAAGCCGGUAUCGCAUUCGAGUAUCUCUCGGAUUAUACGUCUGCCACCGAGGCCUACCGCGCAGCCAACAUGUGGCGCGAGGCACUGUUCUCGGCUACCAGCGUUCCUCUACCGGAAACGGAAAUCACGUCGCUGGCGGAAGCACUUGCAGAUACACUCACUGAGACGAAGGACUUCUACGCCGCAGCCACGAUUCAUCUCGACUACCUUAACGAUCUGGAAGCAGCCACGCGCGUCUUCUGCAAGGGCUACUUCUUCGCGGAAGCACUGCGCGUCGUGGGGCUGCGGCGACGCCUUGAGCUGGUUGAAUCGGUCAUCGACCCUGGGCUCAUUGAAGGCUCGGCGGCCAUGACCGAGAUGCUGGCCGAGUGCAAGGGACAGCUCGGAGCACAGGUGCCGAGACUGCGCGAGCUGCGGCAGAAGAAGGCCGAGGACCCGCUGGCAUUCUACGAGGGAGCCGGCGGCGGCGAGGGCGGCGACAUCCCCGACAACGUCUCGGUCGCGGCGACGGACACGACGAGCGGGGGCACGUUCAUGACGAGGUACACGAACCGGACGGGCACGGUGAACACGACGAGCACGAGGCGCACGAGCAAGAACAGGCGGCGAGAGGAGCGCAAGCGGGCGCGCGGCAAGAAGGGCAGCGUCUACGAGGAGGAGUACCUAGUCAGCUCGAUCGGGCGGCUGAUCGAGCGGGUGAACCAGAUCAACGAGGAGGUGGCGCGCCUGGUCGAGGGCCUGAUGAGGCGGGGCAUGAGGGAGCGGGCCGCGGCUGUGGAGGCCAUUAUGGCGGACGUGGUCGAGGCGGCCACGAGCAGCGUCGAGGAGGUCUUCCAGGUGGAGAAGACGCAGCAGCAGCAGCCGACGACGCAGGGCGAAGGUGCCGAGGGUGAGGCUGGCUUGGGCGAGAGGCCCGCAGGCGCUGACGGCGUGCUCUGGGACAGCAUGCAGGCGGAGCUCCGCAAGAAGGAGGCGCCGGUGGUGAAACGCUUCGAGAAGCUGAGCCUGGUGGGUUGAGGGCCGGCCGAAAGACGGGAAGGCCGGGCAGAUCCGAGCCAGGGCGCAGCGAGCAAUUCAAAAAGGGUCUUGAAAUAGAACAGAGGUUGGUCUCGCUGCUGUGACCGUGUCUUGGUUGAGUAGCGUCGUUAUUUCCACAACCUCCUUUCCUUGCAUCUAUUCGUAAUUUCCACGUGCAGGGCGACUGAUAGGACCGGCCGGAAGGGUGUAGUCGAGUAGACCGUAAUCACGACCAAUGACGACCAGGAGAAUGCGGUGCUGUAGUGCCUAUUAUAUCUAG
This is a messenger RNA of Aplosporella prunicola CBS 121167, 4219 nucleotides long. RefSeq lists its product as uncharacterized. Gene Ontology annotation, biological process: tRNA wobble base 5-methoxycarbonylmethyl-2-thiouridinylation. Gene Ontology annotation, cellular component: elongator holoenzyme complex; cytosol. Gene Ontology annotation, molecular function: tRNA binding. The record is from RefSeq and is a predicted model, not a curated record. The transcript is spliced from 6 exons. The coding region runs from base 10 to 3939 and encodes 1309 amino acids. Lineage: Eukaryota; Fungi; Ascomycota; Dothideomycetes; Botryosphaeriales; Aplosporellaceae.